Syzygium oleosum is the source of this 1316-nucleotide messenger RNA. RefSeq names its product peroxidase P7-like. NCBI's taxonomy places the organism in Eukaryota, Viridiplantae, Streptophyta, Magnoliopsida, Myrtales, Myrtaceae. The transcript has 3 exons. The record is from RefSeq and is a predicted model, not a curated record. The coding region runs from base 86 to 1063 and encodes 325 amino acids. Gene Ontology annotation, biological process: hydrogen peroxide catabolic process; response to oxidative stress. Gene Ontology annotation, molecular function: heme binding; peroxidase activity.
GACUUCACAAGACCCACUUGAAAUCAAUCUCACGUGUGCGAUUUGUCCUAUCAAUUCCCAUCAAUUUCCUCGGUUGGAGCCUAGGAUGGAAUCGAAAGGCAGGAAUCGUUGUCUUGCAGUCCUCUUGUUGAGCAUCGCGGCCACAGCUUUCUCUACUCCUUAUCACCACACUGGCCUCACGCCUUACUACUACGAGUACGCUUGUCCUCAAGCUUUGCCGACCAUCAGAGGCGUUGUCGAGGCGGCAGUAAAGAAAGAGAGACGCAUGGGUGCUUCCUUGCUGCGUCUGCACUUCCAUGACUGUUUCGUUAACGGCUGUGAUGCUUCGGUACUCCUAGAUCCGACGCCGACCAUCGAUAGCGAAAAGUUCGCUGGCGCAAACAACAACUCUGCUAGAGGUUUCGAAGUGAUAGAUCAAAUCAAGGAGGAGGUUGACAAAGUUUGUGGCCGUGCGGUGGUCUCUUGCGCAGAUAUUUUGGCAGUUGCUGCUCGAGACUCUGUUGUUGCGCUUGGAGGGCCAUGGUGGAACGUAAGGCUUGGAAGAAGAGACUCAACCACAGCGAGCAGGACGACCGCCAACACGGACCUUCCGGCUCCAUUCAUGGACCUAAACGCACUAACUAGCACAUUCCAAAAACAAGGCCUAGACGCCAAAGACUUAGUCGUUCUCUCUGGUGGACACACUCUAGGGUUUGCGCAAUGCUUUACCUUCAAGGACCGGGCCCAUAACGACUCGAACAUCCACCCCAAAUUCGCAAAGAAGCUCCAAUCCCUCUGCCCCCGCACCAAAUCCGAAAGCGACUCAAACCUCGCUAAGUUGGACCCGACUUCGACGCGCUUCGACACGUUGUACUACAAGAACUUGUUGAAGCAGAAGGGUCUUCUUGGAUCAGAUCAAGCACUCUUCGGUGGUGGCAACACCGACGAGCUAGUGAGGACGUACAGCGAAGAUGCCAACACAUUUUGGAAAGAUUUCGCGAAAUCAAUGGUCAAGAUGGGGAAUAUAAAGCCGUUAACCGGAAAUAUUGGUCAGGUUCGCCAUAAUUGUAGAAGGGCGAAUUAAAGUGUGAGCAUCCACAUAUAUGAUCCUAGUGUUCAUGCUCUUUAAAGAGUGAGAUAAUUUUGUGUUGAGUGCUAUGAAAUUAUUUAUUUGUUCUAAAAAGCGUGUGUCGUGGCUUUAGCUUCUAGCAAUAUGAAGAAGCUAUUGACCUCAAUAGAAGCAACUUGUUUCAAUAGCAAAAUAUGCAUAUUCCUCUGUAAUUCCGAAAGUGGUGUAACCUAUUCAAUAAGUUAAGUGAAGUGCAAGAUGUAUGUAA